ACGAACUGACCAACAAGGAAAAAAUGCACAAAACGAGUCGCUCUUUCUUGUUUCUACUGCUUGUUCUCUUCCUCCUCCAUAGCCUAUCUAAAAUCCAGGGACUGCCCCAGCAGAAUAGCAUCAGUCCCAUCGAUCUAUCCGCACUGCAGCAAAUCGAGAACAGCCUAACCGACGUUCCCUCCUCCCGAGCUCCUCCGUCGGCAAGAUUCUUCACCAGCUGGGACUUUUCCUCUCACGAUCCUUGCUCGACCUUCGCCGGCAUCACCUGCUCAUCACCAUUCUUGAAUCCCAGACGGUUGACUUCACUCAUUCUCGGCACCGGCCUAUCGGGUUCCCUCGGACUCGCCGGCUCCCUUUCUCCGUCCAUUUCCAAUCUCACCGAGCUCAACCAGCUAGUCCUGAACCCCGGCAUUGUCACCGGUCCAAUACCAGCCCAGCUCGGAAGCCUCAGAAACCUCAGAGUCAUCUCCCUCACUAACAAUCGCUUAACGGGCUCUAUACCACUUUCCAUUUAUGCCUUACCCAAUCUACACACUCUUGAUCUCAGCAACAACCAGCUCUGGGGAUCAAUCCCGCCGGGCAUAUCCCAUUUGGAUCAGCUCAAAGUUUUGGUCCUCGCCUCCAACAGGCUCUCCGGCGAGAUCCCAAAUGAACUACCGACACAAUUGCUCCAUCUGGACUUGAAAAAUAAUUUCUUCUCGGGGACUUUGCCCGCUAGAAUGCCGUUGUCCAUCCGUUACCUGUCGGCAUCUGGGAAUAGCAUGUGGGGCCCACUCAACAGGCUAGAAUCACUCUCAGAGUUAGUGUACCUCGACAUAAGCAUGAACCGGUUCAGUGGGACCAUCCCUCCCUCACUCUUUCGCUCCUCCCUCUUAUCAAUGCUCCUCCAACGGAACAAUUUGUCAGGUGGGGUCCCACAACAGAAAAAUACUACCACCCCAUUAUCAUCGUCAUCUUCAUCAUCUUCUUCGUUAAAGCUGGAUUUUUAUGGGGAGGGGUCCAUUGUGGAUCUCAGUCACAACAUGCUCACGGGUGAACUUCCGGCAGGGGCUUUUUCAGGGGUGGAGACUCUAUUCCUGAAUAACAAUAGAUUCACCGGAAAAGUCCCCAAAGAGUACGUGGAAAGCCUGUAUAGUGGUGGUACCAAAACGCUUUAUUUGCAGCAUAAUUACUUGACAGACUUUCCCAUCAUAUCGGACUUGAAAUUGCCGGAUUCAGUCUCCGUGUGCUUGUCCUAUAAUUGCAUGGUACCACCCGUGGGGCUGACGGCGUGCCCGGCUAGUGCUGGUGAGCAGCUUUCAAGGCCUGCUUAUCAAUGCUCCAAGUUCAACAAUGGUGGCUCCACGGGAUAGGCAUGCCGAUCACCAAGUGGGACUAUAAUAGCUGCAUGGUCCGAUGGCUGUUGCAUAUACAGUUAUACAUUUUUUGUUCUUUUCUUUUCUUUUUUUUUUUGCGUUUUUGUUUCUUUAUUUAUUUUUUAAAAAUUUUAGGCAGUUUGGUUUUUUUUUUUUUUUGGGUAACUUUUUAGAUAUACUGCUAUAUUAUAGUGAGGGUUUACAUGCAUAUGACUGUUAUAGUGGAAGGCAUAUGACUGUUAUGCAUUGUUUACUAAUGGCUAUGCUUAUUUUGCUAAGAUUCGUUGUAUUUUUAUUUUAGUGGCAGA
Coffea eugenioides is the source of this 1663-nucleotide messenger RNA. Its product is annotated as leucine-rich repeat receptor-like serine/threonine-protein kinase BAM1. The record is from RefSeq and is a predicted model, not a curated record. The transcript has a single exon. NCBI's taxonomy places the organism in Eukaryota, Viridiplantae, Streptophyta, Magnoliopsida, Gentianales, Rubiaceae. Bases 24 to 1352 code for a protein of 442 amino acids. Gene Ontology annotation, molecular function: protein binding.